GUGCGAUUGUACUACAAAGCUUCCUGCACGUUGCCUCCCCGGCCCUCCCCAUUCAUUCAUUCACAACUCUGCCUCAGUAUGGCUUCGCUGAACACUUCGACAAAUGGCCCGUCCAUCAAAUCCUCAUACCAGGGCGUGGUCAACUCUGCAGCCCCCUCCGGCCCCGCGGCAAGCUCCCCGACUUAUGGACAGUGGGCAGUCUUCUCCGUCUCUGCGCCGUUGGUGAAUGCCUUCCAGCAAGAUAGUGGGGGCAAGGAGAGUGUGCUGAAGGUCCAGAGCACUGGAGAGGGGGAGCUUGUUGAUCUCAUUGAAGAUUUCUCAGAAGGACGGGUGCAGUUUGCCUUUGUAAAGGUCAAGGAUCCAAAUACUACACUGCCGAAAUAUGUCUUGAUUGGAUGGUGUGGGGAAGGUGUGCCCGAGAGAACGAAGGGGUAUUUUACCAGCCAUCUAGCUGCAGUUUCUAAGAUUCUCCACGGUUAUCAUGUCCAAAUUACUGCUCGAUCUGAUCGUGACCUCACCCCAGAGGGCAUAGUCCAGAAGGUAGCAGAUGCAUCGGGUGCGAAGUACUCGGCCGGUAGCGCUGCUCUUUCAACAUCCUCUGGACCUCCACCUCCUGUGGCCUCGAAGCCAGCUUUCAACCCUACACGAUCCACAGCAGCCUCUGGUUUCAAUCCAUUAGCGAGUUCACGGGCAAGACAGAACGAUCCAAGUGUGGAUGAGGAUGGUUGGGGCGCAGACGCGCCUCCGGUUGUCAGAUCACAGCUCGAGAAGGUUGCGCCUGCAUACAAGCCGACCAAGGUCAACAUGGCGGAAUUAACGAAGCAAAAUCCCGAGCCACUGAAGUUUAGCAACCGCAGAGACGAACAGAGCGACACAGGAGAUGUUGUCAAAGGUGGAUAUCAACCCAUUGGAAAAGUUGAUAUUGCAGCGAUUCGUGCUCAGGCACAAAAAUCAACAGAUGACAGACCUACAAUAGUCAAGGGCGCGUAUGAGCCGGUUGGCAAGGUGGACAUUGCAGCGAUUCGAGCCAGAGCGCAGAAGCCAGGUGACGAUGGAGCCCGACAACUCUCACCAGCAGCCACAGGAACUUCUGCAGCAAGCAAUACCAGCGAUGAGACCAGAUCCAAAUCCCUUGCGGAAAGGUCUGCUGCAUUCUCCCAAUCGGAACGACUUACCUCCUUGCCAAAGCCUAAAGUUGCUAAUAAGUUCGGAUCGGGUGCUGCAAGCUUUACCGGUACAAAGGCACCAACUCCUGGUAUCUUCGGUCUCCAAUCCUCACCUGUCACCGCCGCCUCACCCCCAGUUAGUGCGGCGAGUCGAACAUUUGCGGAUGAAGGCGGAAAGACCCCAGCUCAGAUUUGGGCGGAGAAGAAGGCGCGCGAAAGAGGUUAUAGCGGAGCGGGCAAUAUUCCUCCCAGUGCGACAUCGCCAAUUGCGAGUCAAACGAGUGGGGGCGGAGAGUGGAAGAGUGGAUACAGCGGAAAGUCUUGGGCGCCUGUUGCCACGAAUGCUACCGGGCGCUCUGCUACUGGCAGUAUUGGUCAACAGCGAACAGGAGAAGAGGAGGAGGCCCCAUCAUCACCAGCUGGUGGUAUUGGUGCCCUGAGAGAUCGUUUCAGGGGCGGUGCACCAAUGGGCGCACCCAGUAUUCCCAGAGCGACCACUGGAGAUGCGUCGCCGCCUCCACCACCUAUCAACCAAUCAAGCCGACCAACUGGGGGUGUUCCCAUGCCGGGUCUACCUUCAAGGCCUCGUCCGGAUGAUGACGAAGAUGGACCCAAUAUCCCACCACCACCUCGCGUUCAACGCAGUCCAACUCCCGAAGAGCGUGACACUUCCCCUGUCCGAAUUGCCAUGCCAGUUGCUCGAGGCAGAGAUACGGAGAUGGAGGCACCAGAAGAGCGUAACCCACCACCAGCUCUCCCAUCGUCGAUAGGACGUGGUGUACCUGAGGAGGAAGAGCUCACUGAAGAGCCAGCCGGUCACGAUCCCGCUCGAGGAGCAGGAACCGCUGUGGCUGAAGCCUCUUUCGGCCACAAUGCAGCUACAAAUGCAAAUCAAGGAUCUCACGCCAGUGGGAAGCGGGCUUUGAUUCAAUAUGACUACGAGAAGGCUGAAGAUAACGAGCUGGAACUCACAGAAGGCGAUUAUGUCACGAAUAUUGAGAUGGUAGACGAGGAUUGGUGGAUGGGCACAAAUUCCAAGGGCGAGAGUGGUCUCUUUCCAAGCAAUUAUGUCGAGCUAGUAGAGGAGGAGGAAGCUCCAGCUCCAGCAGCUCAAAUUUCCGAGCCUUCCGCACCACCUACUGCUCCUAGACCCGCUGCUGUACCAGCUGCACCUUCGGGACCUACUGCCACUGCGAUCUACGACUAUGAGGCUGCUGAGGACAACGAAUUGAGUUUUGAUGAAGGGGCUACUAUAACUGGGCUGGAAUUUCCGGAUGAAGAUUGGUGGUUUGGUCAUUUCCGAGGAAAAUCAGGUCUCUUCCCGGCCAAUUAUGUACAACUUGAUGAAUGAAUGUAGUGCGGUGCAUAGAUUUGCAGGUUUUAAGUGGGCUGAUUGAUGAAGAACAACAAAAGCACAAUAUCCAAGAAUGAAGCAUUUGAGAUGCACCGAUGAUAAGGGUCGGGCUGGCGAAGCUUGUAGGCUACAUAGUCAAGCAGACUUCUCACCCUAUUGUCUCCUUUAAAGCAAGUGAAAUUUUGAUUGUUAAGAUUCUAUUAUGACGAUAUCUUGAAUACCUGUAUGUGGUUAGAAGUAGAGGAGAGAGCGGCAUACGGUAGCUGAGAGUUAGGAUAGGGGGCUAUGUAAACUUGCGGGAAGUCGAAAGUUGAGCGGCCAUGGGGUAAUCGGCACAUCUAGGAAGUAGAGCAAUUAUCCAUGUCUUGGUACCUGAUUCAAGAGGCAAUUCGCCCUUACUGUCUCCAUAUGACCUAUCUGUAUAGGUACAAUUGAAACCACUUAAGGGACGAAAC
Molecule: messenger RNA, 2975 nt
Organism: Hyaloscypha bicolor E
Lineage: Eukaryota; Fungi; Ascomycota; Leotiomycetes; Helotiales; Hyaloscyphaceae
Exons: 5
Coding region: 79-2517 (812 amino acids)
Biological process (GO): regulation of actin filament polymerization
Cellular component (GO): cortical actin cytoskeleton; plasma membrane; actin filament
Molecular function (GO): actin filament binding
Source: RefSeq, a predicted model, not a curated record